AGACCUCCAGUUUCAGCCCUGCCCUCAGCCUCCAGUCGUUGAGAGAGACACCCAGCCCCAGCGAUCGGAUUGGGCAGCCCGCCUUGCCACACCACUGUGCUGAGUGCUUGAAGACGUGUUUCACCAGAUGGUUGGGGUUAGCGUGUGUCAUCACGUUCGAGUGGGGAUUAGGAGUAGGAAGGCUGCCUUGCCGGAGCUGUGUGGUCUUCUCCAAGGGAGAAUUGCGGGCAAGAGAACUCCUUCGCUCCAGGGAGAAGAGGAGGGAUUCGUUUUCCGCAGCCACGAGAAAAGCAGUGUUUUCAGGUGCUGACGGCCAGCCCCAUCAUCUGAAGAAGGUGAAUUUGGCAAAUGACAUGCAGGUUCUCCAAGACAGAGUAAUCACAGAAAAUCGUCAAAGGACCCCCUCUGCAGAUGUCCUGAACAUUUCUGACUACAGCAAUUGAUUCUUCAACUGAGAUACCUAAUUCCAGACCUGCAGGAAUCAGUAGACAGACAUUUUCUCAGUUUUGCGACAUUGGAGCAAGCACAAUGAAGUAUUCUUGCUGUACUCUGGUUUUGGCUGUCCUGGGCACGCAGCUGCUGGGGAGCCUCAGUUCCAGCAUCAGGUCCCCAAGAUUCAGAGGACGGAUACAGCAGGAGCGAAAAAACAUACGACCCAACAUCAUUCUUGUGCUCACCGAUGAUCAAGACGUGGAGCUGGGGUCCCUGCAAGUCAUGAACAAAACCAGAAAGAUUAUGGAGCGUGGGGGGGCCACCUUCACCAAUGCCUUCGUGACCACGCCCAUGUGCUGCCCUUCCCGCUCCUCCAUGCUCACUGGCAAGUACGUGCACAACCACAACAUCUACACCAACAACGAGAACUGCUCUUCCCCCUCCUGGCAGGCGGUGCACGAGCCUCGGACGUUUGCUGUCUAUCUGAACAGCACCGGCUACAGAACAGCCUUUUUUGGAAAAUACCUCAACGAAUAUAAUGGCAGCUACAUCCCUCCUGGGUGGCGAGAAUGGCUUGGAUUAAUCAAGAAUUCUCGUUUCUAUAAUUACACUGUUUGUCGCAAUGGCAUCAAAGAAAAGCAUGGAUUUGAUUAUGCGAAGGACUACUUCACAGACUUAAUCACUAACGAGAGCAUUAAUUACUUCAAAAUGUCUAAGAGAAUGUAUCCCCAUAGGCCCAUUAUGAUGGUGAUCAGCCACGCGGCGCCCCACGGCCCCGAGGACUCGGCCCCACAGUUUUCAGAACUGUACCCCAAUGCUUCCCAACACAUAACUCCUAGUUAUAACUAUGCGCCCAAUAUGGACAAACACUGGAUUAUGCAGUACACAGGACCCAUGCUGCCCAUCCACAUGGAAUUCACAAACGUUCUACAUCGCAAACGGCUUCAAACUUUGAUGUCAGUGGAUGAUUCUGUGGAAAGGCUAUAUAAUAUGCUUGUGGAAACGGGUGAGCUGGAGAACACCUACAUCAUCUAUACCGCUGACCACGGUUACCAUAUCGGGCAAUUUGGACUGGUCAAGGGGAAAUCCAUGCCAUAUGACUUUGAUAUCCGCGUGCCUUUCUUUAUUCGUGGGCCAAGUGUAGAACCAGGAUCCAUAGUCCCACAGAUCGUUCUAAACAUUGACCUGGCCCCUACCAUCUUGGACAUCGCGGGGCUCGACACGCCUCCUGACAUAGACGGCAAGUCUGUACUCAAACUUCUGGACCAGGAAAAGCCAGGUAACAGGUUUCGAACAAACAAGAAGGUCAAAAUUUGGCGUGAUACAUUCCUUGUGGAAAGAGGGAAAUUUCUACGUAAGAAGGAGGAAUCAAACAAGAAUAUCCAACAGUCCAAUCACUUGCCUAAAUAUGAGAGGGUCAAAGAACUGUGCCAGCAGGCCAGGUACCAGACAGCCUGUGAACAGCCCGGGCAGAAGUGGCAGUGCGUCGAGGACACGUCUGGCAAGCUUCGGAUUCACAAGUGCAAGGGCUCUGGUGACCUGCUCGCCGUCCGACAGAGCACGCGGCCCCUCUUUCGUGGCUUCCACAACAAGGACAAAGAGUGCAGUUGUGGCGAUUCCGGGUAUCGGGCCAGCAGGAGCCAGAGAAAGAAUCAGAGGCAGUUCCUGCGGAACCAGGGGACCCCAAAGUACAAGCCCAGAUUUGUCCAUACCCGGCAGACACGUUCCUUGUCCGUCGAAUUUGAAGGCGAAAUAUAUGACAUAAACCUGGAAGAAGAAGAAUUGCAGGUCUUGCGGCCAAGACGCAUUGCCAAGCGUCAUGAUGAAGGCCGCCAGGCAACCAGCGGUGGUGAUGGGGACACAAUGCUGGCGGACAGUGGCAAUGGUGUGGGCCUGCCCACCACCGUCCGUGUGACGCACAAGUGCUUUAUUCUCCCAAAUGAUACAAUCCAUUGUGAGAGAGAACUUUAUCAAUCAGCCAGAGCCUGGAAGGACCACAAGGCCUUCAUUGAUAAAGAGAUUGAAGCUUUGCAAGAUAAAAUUAAGAAUUUGAGAGAAGUGAGAGGGCAUCUGAAGAGAAGGAAACCUGAGGAGUGUGGCUGCAGUAAACAGAGCUAUUACAACAAAGAGAAAGGUGUGAAAAAGCAAGAGAAAUUAAAGAGCCACCUUCACCCAUUCAAAGAAGCCGCUCAAGAAGUAGACAGCAAACUGCAGCUUUACAAGGAGAACCGCAGGAGGAAGAAAGCCAGGAAGGAGAAGAAGAGGCAGCGCAAGGGCGAGGAGUGCAGCCUCCCCGGCCUCACCUGCUUCACACACGACAACAGCCACUGGCAGACGGCCCCGUUCUGGAACCUGGGGUCCUUCUGUGCUUGCACGAGCUCUAACAAUAACACCUACUGGUGUUUGCGGACAGUUAACGAGACGCAUAAUUUUCUCUUCUGUGAGUUUGCCACUGGCUUUUUGGAGUACUUUGACAUGAAUACAGAUCCUUAUCAGCUCACAAACACUGUGCACACAGUUGAACGGGGCGUUUUGAAUCAGCUACAUCUGCAGCUGAUGGAACUCAGGAGCUGUCAAGGGUAUAAGCAGUGCAACCCAAGACCCAAGGGCCUUGAAGUUGAGGACAGUUAUGGGAUGGAUGGGAAGGUUAAUCUGCCCAGUCUCACUGCAGACGGCAACUGGCAAGGCCCGGAGGAUGUAUACAGCGUGAAUGGAAGCGCCUACAAGGACAGACAAAACUAUAGACUUAGUCUGGCUGACUGGACUAAUUACUUGAAGGAUGUAGAUAGAGUAUUUGCACUGCUGAACAGUCACCAUGAGCAAAACCAAGCCAAUGAGACUAAAAGUGCUCCAAGUGAUGGGUUCCUGGCUGUGUCUGCUGACCUCUUGGCCCCAGCAGAGAUGGAUGAAGACCCCAGGGGUAGGGGUAGGGAAGCGCCUCCUUUGACCUUGCUGGCUGACCUUCCUACCCUGCAUUCCAGCCGACCAACAUUCAGUCCAGACAGUCAACUUGAAUGGAACAACGACAUUCCCGAAGUUCAUCGUUUGGAUUCUGAACACUGGAGAAAUCAUAAAACUGACAAAUGGAUGGAGCAUGAAGGGAUCAAUCACCUUGAAACUGAUUUCAGCGGCGAUGGCAUGACAGAGCUGGUGCAGCCUAGACCCAGGCAGCCGAAGGGCCGUCCCCAGGAUGAUCGUCCAAAGGAAGAUGUUUCCGAAGAUCAGCUACGUCUUCCUGCAUGUCCUGAUGUUAACUCCACUGACCUGGUGAUCAGAGAGUCUGCCAGGGGGCCGCCUAUUUCCUCCAGCAUCACAGAGAGGACGUCAAACCAAAUGGAGAAGAACCACAGGACAGUGGGCCUACAGAGUCUAGAAGGCAGUGCCUCCUUCCCACUCUCCUCCGAUUAGAUGCCAUGUGACCUUACCCUAAACACAGUAUUUUUUUUUAAUUGUUCUUAGUAAACUAAUAAAGGCGAUCAUGACAACCAGCAUUCCAAACUGCCCCAGGUACACCUGUGCAGUGGAAGUCAGUGCGGACACAGGUGGCAUGCACCCAGGGACUUGGUCUUCUAAGUCACGAAUAUUUGUCAAGAAUAGAAAGAAAGGUGCAUUUGUAGGGUUUGGUUUGUUUGGGGGGGCACUAAAACAGUAUUAACCUUUGAAAGUUCUAGAGAUGUGCGUAUACAAAUGUUAUCCAGUCAAGAUGGCUAGAAUUGUGCCUUUCUGAGUUUCUGAAACUUGACAUCCUCAGUGAAAUUUCAAUCUGUUUUCCACUGCGUGCGUUAUGUGGUUUCGAUUCAUUUUUAACCACUGGAAUUUUUCAAUGCCCUCGUUUUUCACGCAGUGAUUUUUGCACUUUGAGAUGGGAAUGCCAUGUCUAUUUGGUUAGUCUUAUUUUUUUCCCCAGGCUUGUCACAGUCUCACUGCUUGCUCUCAGUGUGACAAAGAAAUGGACCCCAAGGAUGACAGACAGUAUCAUCACAUAUUGUUCAGCAUACGCUUUUGCCAGAAAAUAAUGCAUGUGUUUUACCUCGACUUGCUAAAAUCGAUUAGCAGAAAGGCAUGGCUAAGGAUGUUGGCGGUAAAAAUAAACAAAUAAACAAAACAAAGAUUGCCUGCUUUCUCUGUGCCUAGCCUCAAAGUGUUCAUCAUCUGCUUAAAACUGCUAAAAUUUUAUUAUUUGCUUAACAGGAUAAAAGGACUGAAGACUUUUUUUUAUCUUGGUUUUGUUUUCUUGACCUGGCUAAUAAGCUUAAGUGUUGAGAAAAUAUAUCUAGUUUUGAAUUUAUAUAAGGAAUUUUUCUUCAGUAAAACAAACUCAUGAAUGUUUCAUAAUUUAAAUGCACCAUAUGUGUUGUAUGGUUACUUUUAAGGCCUUCACCAGGUUCUGAUUUUUUUAAAGGCAUAAGUGAAAACUGCUUUUGAAAUUCUGUGUUCUUGAAAAUAUUUGUCCUAUUUAGAUGUUUCAGUACCAGCAAAAGGAUUAUUACCUCACUGAGAGUUUGCAGUAUCCUAGCCAACUUCCCAAGAAGGUAUUUUUUAGCUUAACAGUAAUUUUCAUUUUAUUUUUAGAUAAUCAAAUGCAUAGGUAAGUUAUGUUACCUUUACGUGUUUAAGGUAAACUCUUUUAAAGAAAACCUAAUAUGUUAGAGUUGAAUCUUUGAUAACUUUGUCUUUAUCAUAGACUCUGUACAUAUGUUAAAAUUAACUCUUUAUCAGAUGUGUGUGUCACCGGCUGAAUGACAGAUGAAACAUAUUUAUGGUCAUGAAUGACAUGCUUUGUAAAAAAGGUUUCAAGUUAUUAGGAAGCGUAUUGUGUUUUUUAAAAUCUUGUGUAAUAUUCUGUGAUACUUUUAUAGAACAAUUCUGGCUUCAGGAAAGUCUAGAAGCACUAUUUCUUGAAAUAAAAGGAGUUUAAACUUUA
Dama dama (fallow deer) is the source of this 5356-nucleotide messenger RNA. It is a transcript of the gene SULF1, whose product is annotated as sulfatase 1. The transcript has 21 exons. Lineage: Eukaryota; Metazoa; Chordata; Mammalia; Artiodactyla; Cervidae. The record is from RefSeq and is a predicted model, not a curated record. Gene Ontology annotation, molecular function: glycosaminoglycan binding; calcium ion binding; N-acetylglucosamine-6-sulfatase activity. The coding region runs from base 529 to 3840 and encodes 1103 amino acids. Gene Ontology annotation, cellular component: endoplasmic reticulum; cell surface; Golgi apparatus.